This is a messenger RNA of Corvus hawaiiensis (hawaiian crow), 9574 nucleotides long. RefSeq names its product gonadotropin-releasing hormone II receptor-like. The transcript is spliced from 4 exons. The record is from RefSeq and is a predicted model, not a curated record. Gene Ontology annotation, biological process: G protein-coupled receptor signaling pathway. Lineage: Eukaryota; Metazoa; Chordata; Aves; Passeriformes; Corvidae. Gene Ontology annotation, cellular component: membrane. The coding region runs from base 3830 to 4945 and encodes 371 amino acids. Gene Ontology annotation, molecular function: gonadotropin-releasing hormone receptor activity; peptide binding.
UGACUAAAGGGGAGUUUUUGGGCAGCCAGCCCAGCAGAAGCACCUGCCUGGGGAGAGGGUGUGGGUGAUGAGUCCAGCUGAAGAAUCACCCAUCAUUACCCCCCAUAACAAUCAGCAGCUGGAGUUUUUCUCAGAGAGGAAAAUACAAGUUUUUCUCUCUUUGGGAAGCCAAAACUCUGGCAGUGAUUUACCAGGAUAAACAGCAGCAGGUUCCCUGUCCUGUGUUUGCAAUAGGUUAAUGGAAAUUAUAUCCCACACUGCUCUCCCUGGAUGAGAUCCUGGUAUAUACAGGGUGUCCGAUGGAAAAACACAGCACUUGCAUUUUUAUUUGAGGUCUGCUGUGCAGAAAUUGUCACUGGGACUGUAUUACCCAGUGUGGUUCCUGAUUUCUGUUCUCUCCAGCAUAGGGAGAUAAGCCCUAUUUGGGGAUGCUGGGGGAUGAUGUCCCCUCAUGACCCAGCGCUGGACUGCAGCUCUGGGGAUGUACUGGGGCAGCAUCCCAAGAGGAGGAGAUUUUGGGAACAGCCAAGCUGGGAUGUAUGGAAACAAGCCCUUCCUGCCAGCACUGUUUCCUAAUCCUGGACACCAAAACCCUCUGAUCGUUAAACCAGCAUUCAGAGAUUCGGCUGAAGGCUGCCAUGCAGACAGCAUCCAAACUGACCUUUGAGGAGAUGAGAAAAAAAGAAAAAGAGAGAAAACACAAGGGGGUUACUGUGCAAACACCAGAGAAAAGCAGUCAUUUCAAUAAGGGACCCCACCCUUAAAAUAAGACUUAUUGCUAAUGCAUGCCCAGGACAUUUCUGUGUGAUGGUAUGCUAAAAAAAUCCUCUCCGAACAGGGACUAAAGGCUUUGUUGUGGCAUGAGCAAGGCUUACAGUUCCCCAGAAAAAUCCUGUCCCUCUCUUGCAUCAUACAGCCAGGGAUGGAGAGGACAUUUCUAGACAAAAAGGCCAUCAGCCAGGACAAAGGACAAACAGGGAAUACAUUCCUGAUUUGCUAUUUAAUUGCUUUCGUGCAGGUGCAAAGGGCUAAAUGAAAGGGAAAAUAAGGAUGAGUGCGUGGGGCCGAAUUAAUCUCAGCUUUAAGCAGGAACCUAAUGUCAGGAGGAGGUGGCUGCUGGAACAAACAGGCUUCCACCUAACUUCUUUGUGGAUUUUGUGCUAUUUUUCCCCCAAGGGCCAGGCUUGUUCCCAAGGCACUGGUGGGUGAUGCUCCUAUCAGGUAAGGAGGUGAGGGGGACAGUCCCAUCCCAUGUGGCAGGGCUGGCUGGUGCUCGCUGGCAGUGCCAGCAGGGUCUGCUUUUCUCUUUCCUCCUGUAUGUAAAGCACUUUGGAUGCAGGAAUUGCCCUCUGUGGCUCUGAGCAGAGAGUUUCCAUCCUGAUCCUUUUCGGCAGCUCCAUGCAGAAGUGAUGGAGAGUUUAGGGGAUUCCAGGGCAAACAUGGUCCGGUGCCUGCAGCAUCUCCUGGGUCUCAGGAGCUGGUCCCUCUGGCACACAAUUUGACUCUUAAACCCAACAAAGAAGAAAAUAUCUUUUCUACUUGUGUCCAGGAGCACUCCUGCCAGCCCAGCAGCCUCAGAGAUGGUGCAAUCACCCUCAGAGCUCAGGCAUUUCCUCCUGAAAUAAGUGGAAGUAGUUCUAAUGAUGGAAAACCUAUUCCAGGAAGGGAAUCUCCUCCUCUUGGGGAAUAAUGCAGAGCCCUCACUGCCAGCCUGGGAUCUGCAGGGACCUGUACGCCAUGUACUCUUUAAUUUAGUAGCCUGGAAGAUGUGGAAGUCUAUCUGCAUGUCAUUAAAGUCCUAGUGAAGCCCCUGGGAGUGUGUUUGCCAGUGCUGGCCCCACCAGGGCUUGGGGCUGUCCCUCUUUCACCCCCACAGCUCUUUUACUGGCCAGAGGAGCAGGAGGUCCUCAGUUUCCCUCCCUCCCCUCACAUUGCACAUCGUAUUUUUUAGGCUCUUGUGAGCUCUUUGUCCCUCCCAAGGUCCUUCCCUCUCACUGUGUUAUGCUGCAAGAAAUACAGAAAGAACAAGAUGGUAACUGACAGACUGCAGGAAAAAAGUGUAUUCAUUUAAAUGGCAAAAUGAACCACAUUUCCCCUUAUUAAUUCCCUCCUUACAGCAUUUCCAGUCCAGGCACGUACCUGUGAUGCUCCCAUGGACCCGUGUGGUCCUGGAGCAUCUCUGAGGUGUGUGUGUGUGUGUGUGUCUGUGAGUCUCUCGGUUGUCUGAGCAACGGGACGUUCAUCACUAACUCUCAGGAUAAUUAACUCAUUUUCCUGUAUUUAUAGCAAACCAGUACAGGGAGUAUUGGCACUUAUCCCUGAUGGGGCCACAUUUGGCACAACGUUUUGAAUUUUGGCCAUUUCUUGCAUUACGGUGGCUUUGUUAUCAUCCCCGCUGCUUGCUCAUUAAGUGGGCAGCUCAUUAAGCUGACAAGGACAGGGGUGAUGGUGGCUGCCUGAGCCAGGCUGCCCGUGGAUGCCCACCUCGGUGUGCCCUGCUCCUGGUUUGCCGGUGCAGGGGGGUGUUUGCAGCAGCAUUCCCAUCUCCAGAUGCCUGCAUACGCCUGUGCUAACAGCAGUGUCGCUCCUGGCUUGGCCGCUGGCAAGGGGAAAUUUUACUGCUUCAAGGUUUGUUGCAGGGAUGUGAUGCAAGGAAACGUUGGAGCAUCCUGACUCAGCACUGCAGCGGUGGGGGACCCGUGGGAAAGACACAGAGCAUCUUCUCUCGGCACCAGGGCAUGCAUAUGCCAGAGCUGGGGAGACAGAUUUGAUCUCUGCUGUUCCUGUUUUUUGUACAAAGGUAAGGAAUGCUUUGUUUUGAUUAUUGAUCUCAAAGCCCUUUUCCAACCUAGUUCAUUCUGUGAUUCUGUGAUUUUGGAAUCAGCAAACAGGAAGGUGCUUGAAACAGUAAGAGAUGUGCUGUACUUGCAGCUGGGACUGUAAACAGCUCAUGGCCACAGAAGUUGGAAGUAUUUGCCCUUAAAAUGUGAGUUCUGCUCAGGUAAAAAGGGCAAUGAAAUCAAGUGUGUGGACCACCACACUGCUCAUCACCCCCCAGCCACCCCGUGUUUAGGGAGGGUUCUACCUUCCCCUCCCCUCCUGCUUUGGCUCCAGACGUGAAAGGGACAGAGGUGUUGAGCUGGUGCUGCUUAGGUCCUGGGAAAGUCCAGGCUCCUGGACUGUGAUCCUCUCCGAGGAGCCACUGUGAUCCUCUCCGAGGCGCCACUAUCAGAUGCUGGACAGCGUGGGAUCCCCCUUCUCCCUGCCUGGCCACCCCCAGCUGCUCUUGCCUACGACCUCAGAUCCAGUACUGGAGAUGGAGGUGGACCAUUAAGGUUUAACACACUAACGGGAAGGGCUGUGGGAUUUCUAAAAAGCUGAGCCCUGCUUACAAACCCCCUUUGGAAGGACAAGCCCUUGAAUCGAGCACAGCUGUCCCAGCACAGGCUCAGCCAGCUCUCGUAUGAUCCAUUCCCAGCAGGAUGCUGGCAGACAGACUGGUUCCAUGGUCCUGUCCACCACGCCUGCUUUCCCAGCUGCUCAGCCACCUCGCAAAGAGCUAAAAAUACAUGUCUGUGUGAGCAGUCACUGUAGCUACAGCAGGGGUAAGCAAGAGAGGGCGGCCAGGCUGGGUCACCCUGAUGGGGGGACACGGUGGCUUUGCAAAAUAGUCAACACAGAGGGGACAGGACAGGACAGAUGGGACAGACUGCUGCUGAUGCCUCCAGUGAAGAUCCCACCAUCUCCCCACUUUUCCAUAUGUUGAAGCUGCACACUCCACACAGCCCCUAAGAAGGGUUUCACUUUGCUGCUUGUGUUUCAGCAGGGGAUGAGUGAGGAGCAGCUCCCUGCAUCUCCCCACUGCCCGUCUGUGUGGGAGGACACCAAUGUCUCAGCCUCUGGGUACCCCCAGUACUGGGUGGAGCCCCAGUUCACUCAAGCAGCGAAGGUCCGUGUGAUCAUCACAGCCGUCUUCUUCCUGCUGGCGGUGGGAAGCAACACGGCGGUGCUGGGCAGCCUGCUGAGGAAGAGGAGGAAAUCCCAUGUGCAGCCACUGAUCCUCAGCCUGGCACUGGCCGACCUACUAGUGACAGUGAUGGUGAUGCCCCUGGAUGCGGCAUGGAACGUGACAGUUCAGUGGUAUGGAGGGGACAUCUCCUGCAAGAUCCUCAACUUCCUCAAGCUCUUUGCCAUGUACGCGGCUGCCCUGGUGCUGGUGGUCAUCAGCCUGGACCGGCAUGCGGCCAUCCUCCAUCCAUUCUCCCGUGCUCACCACCGCAAUGGGAUGCUGCUCCGUGCUGCCUGGGCUGGCAGCGUGCUCCUAGCUUUGCCCCAGCUUUUCCUCUUCCACCUGAACACAGCCCCGGGAGGGAAUUUCACCCAGUGUGUUACUCAUGGAAGCUUCCGAGCGCACUGGGAGGAAACCGUCUACAACAUGUUCACCUUUACCACCCUCUACAUCACCCCCCUGAGCGUCAUGAUCGUUUGUUACGUCCGGAUUCUUUGGGAGAUCAGUAAGCAGCUAAAGGUCAAUAAAGGUCUGACAAGAAAUCAAAACGACCACAUCUCCAAGGCACGCAUGAAGACCCUCAAGAUGACCAUAGUGAUUGUUGCCACCUUCAUCAUCUGCUGGACCCCAUACUACCUCCUGGGCUUGUGGUACUGGUUCCAGCCAGCCAUGAUCCAGAAGAUGCCGGAGUAUGUCAACCACAGCUUCUUCCUCUUUGGCUUGCUGCACACCUGCACCGACCCUAUAAUUUAUGGACUGUACACACCCUCCUUUCGGGAGGACGUGCAGUUGUGUCUCAGGGGCAUUGAAACAGCCAUCACCAGGCAAAAGAGACACAAGCCCAUCUCAGCUUCAGAGAAGAACAUCAAGGACAGUGCUGCAAAUGGUGGGGUGGCAUCAGGGGGCUCCAACGGGACAACUGUCAGCAUGGUCUGAUGAAGAGAUAUACCCACAAGGGGAUGGCAGGCACAGCUUUGGGAGUGUUUUGUCCUGUAGGACCAUUCUGGAGACUUUCAUGAUGAGGUUCCCUACUCAGCUUUAUUGGUUGAGGGUCUCUGGCCAGAGACUGAGAAUGUGUCUCCUGCCUUUACUCAGGGUGAAAAAUAUUUGGGGGUAUUUAUGGUCAUUCUGCUGUAUUCUGGCAGCGCUGUGACAACUAGAAAAACAUUCUUUUUGUACUCAACGCAUGCUCCAGCCCUGAUUCUGGGAGCAAGCUUCUCCACACUUCCAGCACCAACCCCUGGGAGGAAAUUUGCCAUCUCCUCUGUGGUCCAGGGUCAUGUCUCUGGAGCAGCUGGUCUUCAAGUGCCCUUUGCACCUACACCCAGCUGUAGAGCUGCAUGGAUGGUGUCACCCUGAGGCUGCAAAGGUGUGAUCACAGGCUUUUACUCUGUUUUCUCCACCCGUUGUUGGAAAAGCUCUUUGGAAAUUCCAGAUCUCCUGACUCAGAACCUGCCUGGUUCUCCCAUGGCUGUGUGACAAACCCUGGAAAAGAUCCAAAUGUCUGGAGGUUGAUUAAUUCAGGGGCAUUCAUCCUCCAGGUGUGGUGGGGAGAGAGGGAGUGCUGUGGGGAUGGAGGGGCUCAGGCAAGAGUGUUACAAAGAACCACAGGGGAGUGGGGUGAGGUUUCUUCUCUCUUUUGAAGACAGCCAGAAGAGAAAACAGUCCCUGCUACCGUUUUCUGGUGUGAAGGGGAUGGUACAGACAGACACAUCAUUACACAGCAGCUCUGUGGGACACAGGGCAAACCAGGAGGGAGGGUAUUUGGGGUAAUGAGAACCAGACCUGACACUGCCCAGGCCCCCUAGACUUUUCUGUCCCCAUGUCCCAGAGCACAAGCUGGCAGGUUGCAGGCCACAUGCUGGACACAUUUGCUUUGCUCUAAGCAGCACCAGCCCCUUGGCUCUGCCCCAGCAGAGCAGGUGCAGCCACCCCACAGGUGUUGUCCGAGGUGUCCCAACGAUGGAAGGGAUAGGAAGCAGCUGGUAGGUGCAGGGGUCUAUCAGCACCUCUUUGUGCCAGAGGCAAGUGAGGGCAAGGAGGGUUUCUGGAGGGAUCAGCUGAGCUUUGGUGAGUAACAUGGGUUGUUUGCUUUCUACAACUGUGCCAAAAGUUGCUUGUGAAGGCAGAGGUCUCUUCUCUGGGUGUGGGUUGAAGAGAUGCAUUUAUUCAACUGUGUUGUCCUUUCCAGGUAAUUAGAAAUAGUGGAUUAUUGCUUUCUUUUCAUUCUCUGAUGCUUGUUAUUAAAAGUGGGAUUUGCUUUUGAAGAGAAAUUUAGUUUUGAGCCAGGUGGGUGGUUGUUUUCUUAGUUUAGUUAAACCUUUGGACAGCUCAGGAGCUCUAGACUUGGCAGGAGGCAGUUCCUUGGCUAUUUUUGUGGCCACCGCAGCUUUGAAUGAGCAUCUGGACAUUAUCAGGAUGAAAGAGCUUUGUUUUAAAAACAACUCUUGUCUUGCUGUGGUUGCAUGUGUAGGGAGCUGGGAGAUGUCUUCCCCUCAAGAAAACAAGUCUCCUUUGGGCACUGAGGGGGAUUUUUCUCAACCUUGUUUCCGAGAGGUGUUGGCUCCCCAUCAGCCAGAAAGGAUCUGGACUGGUCUCCCAGUGCGCCAGCUAACAAAUUACUAAAAUUGGAGGGGUGGCAAGUAGUCCUUGCAGGCUGGCUGAGGCUGUGCAAUGAGGACACAGGAAGCCACAGUGCUCAGGGUGAUGCUGAGCUGCACAUGGGUAUUCAGCCUUUGCCUUUCUGAUACUAAUUAUUAUUUAUGCUAAACAUGUAGCCCAAGGAGGAAAAAAAAAAUCAAUUAGAACUGCAGGAGUCCAGACCAACUGGUGGGGAUUAGUGUGAGCCAUUUAGGAAGCAUCCAAACUCCAGUGAGAUGCGUAAUCGCAGUUUGGCUUUCCUGGGCUCAUUCUGCUCAAUGUUAAUUACCCAGUGCUAACAGAGCAGGGGCUGGCUGAUGCCAGGCUGGCAGAAAAGGGCUUCUUGAAAGGUGAUGGGAAAGGCUUGCAGUAGGGGAAGCUAAUUUAUUCAUCAGACAUUCCUUUGGUCUCUUUGUUUAUACUGCUGAUGGGAGGCAGGCCUUGAAGGUGUAUUGGUUCUCUGGCAAGCCUUGAAUAAGCAGGAAAGUGUCUUUAAUCUACUGAAAACUAUCUUCAUCCACUUUUUGCUGAGUGGGACAGAACAGAUCCAACAUUGCUCAUGCACUUAAGACCACAUGUCUCCUCUUGCCCAGCAACAGGAGAGCUCAGAGGUCUUCUCUGAGGAGCAAGAAACAUUUUUUUCCUUGUGGGAAGGAUCCACCAUCUUCACACCCCAUGGGUACAGUAAAAGGCAAAAAUAGGUUUGGCUUUAGGGGGACUUGGUGAUCUUACAGUAAUUUAGGUUGGAAAAGUUCUCUAUGAAGAGUAGAAAAGGGGAAUUCUGGCAAGCAUAUAUACAUUAGUCCUUAGGGGAAGCAUAGCACAUCUCUUGGGAUGAUUGCAGGCACUCCAGCAUUGCUCCUUUUGCCCAUCUCUUUCAUACCUUCCCUCCUGUUGCUGAUGUUCAAAGUGACAUCUUGUGGAGCCUGGAGUGUGGGCAGGGUGCCCAAAGUGACAGCUUUCAUGAGAGAAGAAAAAUGUCACUGGAAGAGUGUGCUGCCAAGCCAUGUGCCCACUGCAUGCAGGAAGUGGGAGCAAGCAGGUGGGCAGCACCUCCCUGGGGAAGCUGGGAUCGGUCUAGGUCUGGAUCUUGCCAGAGGUAGACCAAAGCCCAGGCCUGCUUUGAAUAUUCUUGCAUUUCUGAAUCUGCUUUUCUUAUAUUUGCUCACACUUUAGAGAGCACAAGAUUUUUGCAUCACUUAUCGGGAGCAUGAAUCCCAGAGUCUCACUUUCUCCCUUGCAUAGGGGUGGUCCUGCUUUCUGUGGGGCUUCCCUCUCUCUCCCCACAUUGCCUCAAACCCCUUGUCUCCAACAGCACCUGCCCUUCUCCUCAGCUGGCUCCUGAGAUCUCCAUAUAAAAAUAUAUUUAAAAUACAUAGAGAGACAAAAAAUACUUUUUAUAUAUAUUAUCUGUGUCUGCUUGUGGGAGGAAAAUUCUCCCACUUCCUCAGAACCUGCCCAUUUCCACCAAGGAAACACCAGUUACCACACUUCUUGCAGUCCCAGCCAGGAUUAGAUUUGUCUGAUUCAGUAACAAUUCUUUAAUAUUCACCACAGUAAUGUAAUGAAUAUCUUAAUAAAAGCAGGUAGCUCUGUAUUUUACAACUCCUCGACCUCACCCUGGGCUGCCUGCUCCAAACACAGCGGCCCUUUGUUGGGGAGGAAAUUCUGAUUCAUUCCCUGUUAGUGUUUUUAUAGCACUGUGCAUGUUCAGAGAACCACGCAAGUGGCUUAAGAGGCUAACACAAACCUUGGGUUAAUUCAUAAUACUGUUAGUUACUCAGCACAAUACCCGCAUUAAUCCAGCUGACUGCACCUCACCACGUUGGGAAACACAUGCUGAAAUCAGCAGGGAGCACAGAAAACAAGCGUGGGAGUAGGAUAUUAAGUAUUUUGCCAGGCUGCUAGGUAGGAUCUGAGCACCUUAAAUGUAUUUAAAAUAUUUUCCCAUUGCUGUUGCCCCGCUCCGCAGCUGUGCAGCUGAAGCAAUGAUGAGGCUGUGCCCAGAAUCCCUGCAGGCCUGAGCGUGAGGGAUGGGGCUACAAGCUCUCCGAGGGAUACUCCACACACAUCCAUCAGGACUCAGCUCCCACCUGCAGCCACCUCCUUUUUUUGGGGUCUAUUCAAACUGAUCAAAGCAGAAAAAGCUGUUUUUUUUUCCUUUGAUACCUGCUGAUUUCAUUGCAGAGCUGGACUGUGCCUGUCUGCCAUGAGCCCCCACAAUGCUUUCUCUCUGGGGACAUAGCCUGGAGCUAUUAUUACUUCGUUUGCUUACUCUCAGAAACUUUCCUAUGCAAAGAAAUCCUAAGAAAAGAGCUUUAAAUCCCUGCUGUGUUCCUUUCAUCUGGCUCAGGAGCUCCCAGGUUUGUGCCUUUCCCUGCAGUGCCAGCAGCCAGCCAUCCCACAAACUGCUGCUCAGUCUCCUCCUUUUCCAAACUGCCCCAAAUAGCCCAUCUGUUCCCAAAGAUGGAGGUUUUUUCAGACAUGCCAGGCUUUUUAACAAACCAUUACCCUUUAGACAGCAUCAAAUACCUCCAGGUUUUCUGGCUGUCACAUUACCUCCCAUAAACUUGUAUAUUUACAUUGCACAACAUUUAAUAUAACAUGCUGAGGAAGACCAAAAAUGGGCAAAUAUUCCCAGGACCCCUGUGCGUGUCUUAAACCCCAAGUUUCUGCAUUGAAAUAUCAAGGAGUAAACUACUAUAAAGUUGAAUCUGUUGCACAAUAAAUUAUUAGUUUAUGUAUAUUUUAAUUGCAAAUCUCUGCAAUAAUUAGCACUGACACUUCUUGGGCUGAUGUGCUGAGUGUGCUUUGACAGUGAGCAUUAUUAACGGGCUGUAAAAGGCAAUGGGGAAUUGGAUUAUAAUGUUCUUGUUUUGCAAGCUGUAUGGUGAAUAAAUAAAUUUGUUCUGGCAGCAAAAUUAA